AUGGGAGGUGGAGAGGGACGAGAGGAAAAGGACAAGAAGAAGGAUAAGCCCAAGUACGAGCCUCCCCCAAGGCCCACGACCCGAGUCGGCCGCAAGAAGCGUAAGCAAGGUGGCACCAGCGCCGCCGCCAAGCUACCCGCCGUCUUCCCCACGAGCAGAUGUAAACUGCGUUUGCUGCGCAUGCAGCGCAUCCACGAUCACUUGCUGCUCGAGGAGGAGUACGUCGAGAACCAAGAGCGCCUGCGCAAGGCCAAGACAGCCAAGGAGGGCCAGGUUGCCACCUCGGAAGCCGAUGCCGACCGCAACGCCGAUGAACGCAGCCGGGUCGACGACAUGCGAGGCAGCCCGAUGGGCGUGGGCACGCUAGAGGAGCUGAUUGACGACGAUCACGCCAUCGUUAGUAGCACGACGGGACCUGAAUACUACGUCAGCAUCAUGAGCUUUGUCGACAAGGACCUCUUGGAACCCGGCGCCAGCGUUCUUUUGCACCACAAGAGCGUCAGCAUUGUCGGCGUGCUCACAGACGAUACAGAUCCGCUUGUCAGCGUCAUGAAGCUGGAUAAAGCGCCGACGGAGUCAUACGCCGACAUUGGUGGUCUCGAGCAGCAGAUUCAGGAGGUGCGAGAGUCUGUCGAGCUGCCGCUGUUGCACCCCGAGCUGUACGAGGAGAUGGGUAUCAAGCCGCCCAAGGGUGUCAUUCUGUAUGGUGCACCGGGUACUGGUAAAACUCUACUAGCAAAGGCUGUGGCAAACCAAACAUCAGCGACUUUCUUGCGCAUCGUGGGCAGUGAGCUGAUUCAAAAAUAUCUUGGUGACGGUCCUCGUCUGGUUCGACAAUUGUUCCAGGUUGCUGGCGAGAAUGCGCCGUCUAUUGUUUUUAUCGAUGAAAUCGAUGCUAUUGGUACGAAGCGAUAUGACUCUACAUCAGGCGGUGAGCGUGAAGUGCAGCGAACGAUGCUGGAGCUGCUCAACCAGCUCGACGGUUUCGACGACCGCGGCGACGUCAAGGUCAUCAUGGCGACCAACAAGAUUGAAACGCUGGACCCGGCGCUGAUUCGGCCGGGCCGUAUCGAUCGCAAGAUUUUGUUUGAGAACCCCGACACCAACACGAAGCGCAAGAUCUUUACGCUGCACACGUCCAAGAUGAAUCUUGGUGACGACGUGGACCUGGAGGAGUUUAUCUCGCAAAAGGACGACCUGUCGGGCGCUGACAUCAAGGCCAUUUGUUCCGAGGCGGGCAUGAUGGCGCUGCGUGAGCGUCGUAUGCGCGUGCAAAUGGCGGAUUUCCGCACGGCCAGGGAGCGCGUGCUCAAGACGAAGCAGGAGGGCGAGCCGGAGGGUCUGUACUUGUAA
Beauveria bassiana ARSEF 2860 is the source of this 1353-nucleotide messenger RNA. Its product is annotated as 26S proteasome subunit P45 family protein. NCBI's taxonomy places the organism in Eukaryota, Fungi, Ascomycota, Sordariomycetes, Hypocreales, Cordycipitaceae. The record is from RefSeq and is a predicted model, not a curated record. Gene Ontology annotation, molecular function: ATP hydrolysis activity; ATP binding; proteasome-activating activity. Gene Ontology annotation, biological process: proteasome-mediated ubiquitin-dependent protein catabolic process. The transcript is spliced from 3 exons. Bases 1 to 1353 code for a protein of 450 amino acids. Gene Ontology annotation, cellular component: proteasome regulatory particle, base subcomplex.